UUAAAGAUUUCCAAAUACCAAGAAGCUAUGAUAAAAUAGAAGUAUUAUCUGCAAUUGACCUGAAAGUAGGUUUUAUUUUAAAUUCUGGUCACCUUACAAAUAAGGAUCAUCCAAUCUUAACCACAGGGUAUGAUUCAUAUUUGUAUAAUACUGAUUAAAUAAUUGUAUAAACAAAUGUAUACUCGCUCUGGGAUUUUAAAUUAUAUUAUGCUUUUAAUAAGAGUUUGUCCAAUUUGAAGGUUAAGAAUUCUCUCAUUUUCUUAGACAUAAUAUCACAUACAGUACGCAGUAAGUAUGUUAGAAAACAAAAGUGUUAGAGAUUAUGUGACAGACAUGUUCUUGCUUGCCAUUACAUAAUUUAAUUGAAAACACACAAAUUACCUUAAUUUAAUUAAAAUGUCAGCAAAAAGCUGUUAUACUUAGUAAAGUUUGUUUACUGGUGAGAUUUAAUUGGCAGAGUAAUAUAAUCAGAUAAGAUUAAUAUACCUGGGAAUGUCGCACAUCAAUUGUUUAUCAAUAAUACAUUUACAGGUAUCAAUAAGCAUUGGAAUACAAUUUAAAUAUCAAAUAUGUUGAUCUAAAAAGUUUUGUGUACAUACACAAUAUUGAUUGAUUUAUUCUGAUAUAUUGGAAGUUGACUUUGAGUCAGCACUAAGUUAAGAAUUGUUUUGAAAUUUCAUAUGGAUAUUAGUCAAGUCUUGGUCAGAUAUAAUUGAACAACAGAGAGUGUUGAGAUUUAGAUCAAGGUGAUAUAAUACAUGUGAUACUUCACCUAGGACUAGAACACAGUAGCAUUACAAUCAGUUCAAAAUCGUUACCAAAUCAGUACUGCAUCAGCUAUCCUUUAGUCAUUACAAAGUGUGACAUGGAAUGAUUUUUUAUAAGGACAACAGUGAGAAGGUUCCUGGAGGUGCCAAGUCGUUUAGUAGUAAAGUGAUGUCCGUACUGUUAUUUCAGUGUAUAGGAGUACCUGCCGUAACUCUGAUAUUUGCCUGGUUGUGUAUGUACUUUGGUCUUUCUGAUACCUAUAGUUACUUUCCUGUGGUAUCUACACAGAGACUGUAUGAUAUAGACAGCAACAUUGGUAUACAGUCACAGUUCUGGAGUAUAGCUAAUGUUUCUCGCAUCUCGGCUAUGUAUUGGUUUGACGAGCAGACAUGGUCCUAUGUAACCUUUAUUUUGGCCAUCUUGCCGUUGAUUGUGUAUGCAGUUGCCAUUGUAGUUAUAUCAAUUUGUCAUAUAGGAGGGCAUUUCCAUUUCCACAAGAAGGAAGAGCAGUUAUUGCCACAUGAUUGUUUACCAGGUGUUUCAAUAGUCAAACCAUUGAUGGGAGUUGAUGAUUUACUGGAAGAGAACUUAGAAAGUCAUUUCAGUCUCACUUAUCCAAAGUUUGAGUUGUUACUGUGUACACAGACUGAUGAUGAUGAAGCUAUACCUGUUGUAAAUAAACUGAGAAAGAAAUACCCUCAUGUGGAUUGUACAUUGUUUACAGGUGGAGGUCCAGGCUGUGUAAACCCUAUGGUCAACAAUAUGGCACCAGGUUACUGGAAUGCUAAAUAUGAUUUUAUCUGGGUCAGUACCAGUAGAAUCAAAGCCUCCUCAGAUAUAAUUAUGGAUAUGUCCUGUAAGCUGCAGAAACCAAAAGUGGGUUUAGUUCAUCAGAUGCCAUUUUAUACAGACUUGCCAGGAUUUGCUGGAACUAUUGACAAGGUACAUUUUGGUUGUAUAAUUGGUCGAUGUUAUCCAGCAUUUAAUUUCUUAGGCCUUUGCUGUUGUACAGGAAUGUCCUACUUAUUUAAGAAGCCUGUACUAGAGGAGUGUAUGCCUCAAGGAGGACUUAUCUACUUUGGCAAAUACUUAGCUGAAGAUUUCUUUUUAUGUACAUUAUUACACGAAAAAGGAUACAAGUUAGUAAUGUCAGCUUACCCAGCUCAACAAAAUAUUCCAUCAUCAUCUAUUUGUUUCUACAAGGAUAGAAUGGUCAGAUGGCUGAGGUUACGCCUUAACAUGAUGACAUUUACAAGUGGUGUACUAGAACCAUUAGGUGACAUGAUUCCUAUAGGAAUUUUAGUUAGUCUAAGUGUCAAUCAUUUCUUCAACAUUAGUGUAUGUUAUUUCCUGCUGUUCCAUUUCACUUUAUGCCUAACAUCAGAUUAUAUACUACUUAAACGGUACCAGAAUGGGUCACUUAUAUUUUCAAAAUGGAAGUUUGUGUUCUGUUGGUUUGUUACUGAACUUAUGAGAACUGUAACAUAUUUUGAGGCUAUUUGGAGGCCUCAGACAAUAUUUUGGGGUACAAAACAAUUUCGGGUACGUCUUGGAGGAGUUACUGAAGUAGUGCGAGAUACUGACAAGACUAAAUCAUAGUAGACUAGUCAUGACUUAGAAAGGGAGAUAAAUUUACCAAAAAUAGGAAGUAGACAAGGGAGAUAACCUCGAUGAAUGGAAUCAAGAACAGAAAGACUUAGGAAAGUGUAUCAUGUUGCAUUUUAGUUUUGGUUUGAUUGGGAAUUCAGUGCUUUAAUGAAGGAUAUGUUUGGGUUAUUCAACAACAACUGUCAUCAAUAGGGAUACACUUGCAUAUAAUCACGAUAGUAGCAUUUGAUAUAUUUGGGAAAUAUUCAAUUAUUUUUGCUAAAUUUGGAUUAUUAGUAGAUGAAAGAAAAUUCUAAUACUGCUCAAGAUUAGCACAUGUUUGCCUGAACUUAGUGAGACAUCAGUGAUUUAUAAAUUUAUAGGUUUUAUAGUAAUUUAAGGAUGUAGAAGACUUGUGCAUUUUCAACCUGUUAGGUAAUAUUGAUUCAUUAUUGAUAUUUCUCACUGACAGUGCAAUAUAAUAAAGUUUUAUAAAAAAAAUAAAAAAAUUAUUAAUCCACAAUUAUGACAAAAUAUUGUCAUCUACUAUUGUUUUCUGAAAAGUAAUUGUAGUUUACUUUUUUUAAAUGGGUAUUUAUACAGGUGAUAAAUACAACAUUUUAAGGUCCAAAAACAGUGAAUAAUUUUUUUGUUAAACACCAAAUAGUUUAUAGAUUCUUUUAAUUUGUAGGCUCCACAUUUUAAAAUAUUUUUGUAUUUGCAAUCAUCAUUUCACAUGUCUGUCAUGAUUUACAUAUAAAUAACCAGUAUUUUGCAUUUUACUAGAACUGGUGGAUGAAAUGUUCCAUUUAUAUAAAGGAGAAUUUUUGAUGAGCUACUAUUUGUCAAAAGUCGUAUAAUUAUUCAGUCUUUCACAAAUACAAUUAUUUCAUUAUAACUUAAAUGAUAAAUUCUGUUCACUUUAGUGCAGAAAUGUCAUUUGAAAUAUAAAUGUGAUAUCUCACAGCCUUAUAUCUUUAUAUGAACAUCUGAAGGGCAUUAUAUGAUAGAUAUAUCAUACAUUUUGAAUUUUGAAUUCACGGGGCUAAAUUCAUAGUCUUAUCAUACCUUCUCUGUUGAUAUCUUAUACUUUUUGAAUUUUGAAUUGAAGGGGCUAAAUUAAUGGUCUUAUCAUACCUUCUCUGUUAAUAUCAAAGUUGAUCUGUAAUAAUGUAUCAUUCCUUUGUACAAUGUAUAGUAAUCUCUGUUAUUUCGCCCUUUAUAAAAAGAUAUAUUUUAAUACUAUAUGUGACCAAGACUUAAUGAGAAAAUAAGUGAUUUUUUUGGAAAUUUUAUUUUAGAGUUUUGUAUAUUGUAAUUGAAAAACACAAUGAUUGAAUUUUUGUUUUAAAAGAAAACAGGCUAUUUUAGGAGAUUAUUUUGGCCAGGUUGCCAAGAGUGCAAAUUUUCAGCAAUUUUGCAAAAGACAGUACCAAUGUUGUAUAAUCAAUUCCUCCUGCAGUUUUCAACCCAGAUCCUUCAAACUUUAUAGAAUUUUUGCAAACCAAUUGAGGAUUUUUACAUUUUAUUAUGGAGUUGAUAAAAAAAAAUCCCUUAUUUUUACAAUUUAUUUUUCCUUUAUUUGACUAUGGUCCAUUUUUCAAUUAUCUCUAGGUGUAUCAUGUAUUGAUUUAAUUUUUUCUGAAGGGUUGUUUUAAUAGGUAAAUCUGAGGGAAAAAAACUCAAGUUUUCAAGUAGUACAUUAUGGUUGAUACAGGACCUACUAUUAGAUUGAUACAGGACAAUCAAAAUAAUCUUAGAAAACAAUCAAAACAUCAGCAGAGGGGGUCUCAUUGGGGGGUUCUGAUCCCGGAUCCCGCUUACUGUUUUGUCAGAUUCCCGUAUCCCGCUUACACUAUGUGCGUAAGCAAUUCUCAUUUUUUUGUAAUUUCCCGUUUUCACGGCACAAAAAUUUGACUUUCACGUGUCACGCUUUCAAAAAAUUGUCAAUCCCGGGUCACGCUUAGACCCCAAUGAGACCCACUAAAGAACAUCAGUGAUUAUUGAAUGAUCCAAAAUUAAUUUUAAAUGACUUGUGUAAACAAAACUAUUAUCUAAUUAAAUAUUUGAAAGAUUGCUAAGAAGUUAUUUCCAUAAUUAUUUGUUUCACAUCAUUCUUUCAUAAAUGGCAUACAGAAAUAUUUUUAUUAUUAAUAAUUUUGCCUAUUUCAACAAGAACCCUGAUUCAUUUUAAUUAAGGACAAAACAAUAUAAAAUAAGUGAAAAUUAAAGAUGUUAGAAUAUCCUGCAGACUGACUUUAUAAAAGUAUGAAAAAGCUUUAAAAAAGCCUUACAAAUUUUGAAAAUUGUGUUAUAUACAUUUAAAUCAUAAAAAGCACCCAAAACAAAAAGGAAUAAUCUUACUUCUAUUUCUAUAGAUAAUAAAAAUAAAAUGCAAAAAAAGAAGAGAAUGGUAAAAAAUUACAAUAUUUUUCUCACUUUUAUUUCUCUUUAUUAUUUCAUAAAGUUAACCAAAUCAGAACUUCUAUAUAUGUUCAUAUAAGAAAUUGAAUUAAAAACAGAAUCCAAACUUUUAAAUGUUAUAGAUAUAAUUAUUUUUUUGUAAGAUCUAUUUUUAAACAACAUGGACCAAAGUAUGACAUAUCAGGGAAUUUUCUAAUAGAUAUUUAUAUUGAAUUGCUGUUACUAUUAAUUUGUUUUUUUUAGUGAAUAUGAAUUAUUUAGAUUUUUUCUUCACAUACAUAAUAUAUCAUUGUUUAUGUUUUCAUCUUGUAAAUGACAAUCUGUUGAAUAUAUUUUAUUUUUGAAUGACUGUGCCAGUAUUUAUGGUUGGAUUGUUCAAUUCAACUCAUUUUCAUACUAGUCUUAGUGUAGCAGAUAUGAAUAAAAGGAGUCAAUGAGACAGCAACCCGAGACAGCAACUCAACAUCACUAAAACUACGAUACCCUGAGGUCAACAUACAGUCUUCAACAAAAGAAAAGUGUGUAUACAAUAUGUCAAGUUACAUCCAGUCUAGAAUGGUAAAUAAAUUUAACAAGGAUUAUCAAAGAUCAGUUAUUAACACUAUACUGUGGAUUCAUUAUUAUUCGUUGGAUACCAAUUUUCGUGGAUUUCGUGGGUAUAGGUGAACCACGAAAUUAAAUGUUCAACGAAUAACAAAUUUUCUAUAGGCUUGUAUGCAGACUUCGACAAAACCACGAAAUUAAAUAUCCACGAACAUGUUAGUUUUCCUUAAUCCACGAAAAUUGGUCCCCACGAAAAUAAAUGAAUCCACAGUAUUCAUUAAAGGACAACAAUAUAAAAAAUGUAUGACUCUAGUCAACCAGUGACACGGUUUCUUACAUGGGAUGUGUCCAUAAACAUGUUGAGGUUAGAUAUUUUGUAAGUGGUCUUGAGUACAUGAGAAGUAUAAAAUAUGUUACACAGACAUGUAAAUCAUUGCUUGAUUUUAAUUAGCUUUACAGUUAAGGGUUAUAUCACAUUUACAUUUAAUUUUUUUAACUGCUGAAAAAAUAAAACCAGUAUUAACAAAGUUAAACCUGUUAAAUUUUGUAAACCAGAAUUUAAGUAUUGAUAAGUUUCUAAUAUAAAGCUUUAAACAAAUGCUUGGAGAAUACAUAUUUCUUGUAAUGAAAUUCAUGCCUCCUUUGUUGUAUCUUUUUAGGCUGAUCAUAUACCAUUGUGAAUGUGUAAUCUCUCAUUAAACUGAUGUUAUGUCUUUCAUUGAAUAUGACCCUAUCACCAUGACAUUUCUCACUGUAAAAAUGAUAUUUAUUGUGUUUGAAUGAGUUUCAUUGUUAUGUAUAACAACUAUUUUUGAUUUGCCUCAAAGCAUAGUUUAAGUCAUUUAAGAUAUUGUGUUACUUAAGUGUUUUGAACAUUACUUCAUUUCAUUUUAAAUAAAGGAGCUCUUUCAGCUUAGGCAUGAUGCUUUAAACCAGGAGAGGUACUUCGAAAUCUGACAGUCACUCAUAAACAUUUAUUUUGAUAUAUUUCUUGUAUUUUUUGUCAUAAAAAGUAGGAAUAAAAAACUGAAACACAGACUGAAUGUCAAAUUGCCUUUUUUUGCCUUUUUUUUGGUGCCAUAUAACAUGUUUGACUGGAACACCUAUUUGCAAAUUUUAAUUUCGAAAGUAAAAGAUUUAUCUUUAUAUGACUGCUAAAUGAUUGAACUCUUAAAUACAUUUCGGAAAUUAGUCUCAAAAUUAACUUAAACAUCACUUUAUGGAUAAUGAUCCAACACCAGGAUAUUUAUUACAAACAAAUGUACUGCUAAGUUUUUUUCAAAGGCUGAUAUACUUACAAAUUUUCGGCAUUGGAUAGAAAUAAUUCUUAAUUUCCUAAAAAGAGGAAAAGGGGGGGGGGGGGGGGGGGGAGAAAUUCUACAUGUUUAUCUGAUUAAUACUUUCUGUUUUUUUGAGGGAAGGAAUGCUUUAAAUUUACAAAAUGUUAGUCCCAUUUAUUUUUCUGUAGGAAAAAGAUAAAACAGGCAAGCAUAAAAAAGGUUGUUGUUUAUAUUGAUAUACUUUAUAAUAUGAUUUCUUUUGAUCUAAAAAAUCCAGCUUCAACCAGGUUUAGUAAUUGACAGCUUUUUUCUCUAAUUUACAUUGCAAAAUAUUCCAGUCCGUAAUAUACUUUCGAUUCAUUGUAUUUUCCAUUUCAUUUCUUAAAAAAAAAAAAAAAAAGAGUUGAAAAAGUAGAUUAAAAAAUCAUUUCAUUUUUGAAAUGACCCCUUUAUUUUUGCAGUUUGAAAAGCUUUUUUGUACAAUACUGAGUAUCAAAUAACAUUUAUUUUUUAUAUCAUACACAUUUUGACUUCUGUUGGUAUAACAGUCUAUAUAAUUAUACCUAUACAGCUAUUUAUGACAAGAGUACUGUAAAAAUUGAUAUUAAUACUAGGGUAAUAUUUUUUGCUAUUUCUAAGUUUGAAAAAUAGUUCUAAAGCAACCUUUAAUGUCUAAUUGCUUGAUGUUUUUUGUUGUUGAAUAUAAUUGUUAUAUCUGUUAAUAUAUCUGAAUUUAAUUGUAUAGUAAAUUUUUAAGAAAACUUUAUAUUCUAGCUCCUUUACAUGAGUAAAUCUAAGAUCUGUGAAUAAAUGGUUGGUGUUUUGUUAUGUCUGUAAAUUCAUAAUAAUUGUAAUUUUUUGUUUGUGGAUUUGAAAAUUGUGUAUAAAUGAUUGUUAAUUUUCUUGUAAUUUUAUACAAUGGAUAUUUAUAUCAUCUGUUAUUCUGUCCAUAUCUACAUUCCCAUUAUAUUUUAUGCAAAUAUAGAAUAUUUUGUUAUAA
Mytilus californianus (California mussel) is the source of this 7602-nucleotide messenger RNA. RefSeq names its product ceramide glucosyltransferase-B-like. The record is from RefSeq and is a predicted model, not a curated record. The transcript has 12 exons. Gene Ontology annotation, biological process: glucosylceramide biosynthetic process. Gene Ontology annotation, molecular function: ceramide glucosyltransferase activity. Lineage: Eukaryota; Metazoa; Mollusca; Bivalvia; Mytilida; Mytilidae. Gene Ontology annotation, cellular component: membrane. Bases 871 to 2367 code for a protein of 498 amino acids.